Molecule: messenger RNA, 804 nt
Organism: Meleagris gallopavo (turkey)
Lineage: Eukaryota; Metazoa; Chordata; Aves; Galliformes; Phasianidae
Source: RefSeq, a predicted model, not a curated record
AUUAGCAGUGAUUUUUCUUUGCAUCCCAGAUGAGACACGAGCCCAUUUGCAAGAAAGUCUUCAACAAGAAGCGCAAGCCCUUCAAUUCUUUUAAACAGAGAGUGCAGGGAACAGAAAUCGGAACCGUGAAGAGGCAGCCCCUGCUGAAGAAUCAGCCAGUGAAGAAAUCUAACUGGAGGCAGCACCAUGCGGAUUUUAUUAAUGCCAUUCAAUCAGCCAAACAAGUGACAAAAGCUAUGCAAGAAGGUCGUCCUCUUCCUCCUCCCCCCCCACCAAGCAUCAAUCCAGACUAUAUUCAGUGUCCAUUCUGCUUGAGAAGAUUCAACGAGGCUGCAGCAGCAAAACACAUCAAAUUUUGUGAAGAACAAGCUACUCGCCGUGCCAUUGCCGCCAAGAUCACCAAACAGCCUAUGGACAAGCAAGCAGUGACUCAGAGAAAAAAAACAACUGUCACACCUCUGUUACCACAUGAGAAGAGAGUACAAAAGGUUGAUAACACAGAAAAAUCUACUCCAGAGACUCCUCAUGGAACACUGCAAAAAAGCAGAAAACCUUUGGGUGUGUCUCCUGUAAAAAAAUCUGCUGGAGAAUUUGGACAGCAGACACAGACCAGAAGAUAGAGUGGCUGCCUGCCAGGGACACAUUAAGGUGUUUUGCAGAAGCACUAUGGGCCUUAACAGUGUGGUCCUCCAGCACCUCUUCUACCCCCAGUGCUGCAGCUCAGUCUGUUGUGAUGCAGUGGUAAUAAUACAAUGGAUACCAUCUCCAAUUAAAAAUAAUAAUAAUAAUGGAACUUCACAGUCC